GUGCAGAUGAUGAGUCUGAAGCUGCUGCUGCUGAACUUGAUGCUGCUGAUCCUGAAGCUGCUGAUCCUGAUGAACCUGAACCAGAUGAUCCUGAACCUGAUGAACCAGAUCCUUCUGCUGCUGAUGAUCCUGAACCUGAUCCUGAUGAUGCUGAGUUAGGUGAGUUACUGGUUGAUGUUGAUGUUGUUGUUGGUCCUGAUGAUGAAUCUGAAGCUGAUGCUGCUGAUGCUGCUGCUGCUGAACUUGAAGCUGCUGAUGAUGAUCCUGAUCCAGUAUUUGAUGCUGGUGCAGGUGCAGAUGAUGAGUCUGAAGCUGCUGCUGCUGCUGCUGAACUUGAUGCUGCUGAUCCUGAUGAUGAACCUGAACCAGAUGAUCCUGAACCUGAUGAACCAGAUCCUUGUCCUGAUCCUGAGCCAGAUGAUCCUGAACCUGAAGCUGCUGAUGAAGCUGCU
Camelina sativa (false flax) is the source of this 452-nucleotide messenger RNA. NCBI's taxonomy places the organism in Eukaryota, Viridiplantae, Streptophyta, Magnoliopsida, Brassicales, Brassicaceae. The record is from RefSeq and is a predicted model, not a curated record.